Passer montanus (Eurasian tree sparrow) is the source of this 1894-nucleotide messenger RNA. Its product is annotated as cadherin-related family member 5-like. The coding region runs from base 152 to 1894 and encodes 580 amino acids. The transcript is spliced from 15 exons. Gene Ontology annotation, molecular function: cadherin binding; calcium ion binding. The record is from RefSeq and is a predicted model, not a curated record. Gene Ontology annotation, cellular component: adherens junction; catenin complex; membrane. NCBI's taxonomy places the organism in Eukaryota, Metazoa, Chordata, Aves, Passeriformes, Passeridae. Gene Ontology annotation, biological process: calcium-dependent cell-cell adhesion; adherens junction organization; multicellular organism development.
AGGGGACCUCGGGGUGGUGUCCGUGCUGUCCGGGGCUGUCCGGCCGGGGGGACACUGCGGAGCGGGCUGGGGACAGGGCCGCGGGGCCGGGGGUGGCAGCCCCGCUCCUCCCUCCCCCGCCGCAGGCGCCCCCCGAGGUCCCCGUGUCCCCAUGGCGGCCGCGUCCUGCCCGGCGCUCCUGGCCGCCUGCCUGGCGCUGCACCUGGCCACAGCCCGGGGCGACGGCUGCAGCGGCUUCGGGAACCUGUUCACGGAGAUCGCGGAGAACAGCGCCCACGGCAGCCUGGUGGCGCGGCUGCCCCCGCCGGGGGACGCGGGGGGCGCGGGGGGCGGCCUCCAGCUCUGCCUGGUGGGCGCCGACGCCGCCUGGUUCUACCUGGACGGGCGCAGCGUCCGCCUCAACGUCUCGGCCGGGAGGGCGCUGGACCGUGAGGAGCUGGAGUCCCCGGUGCUGAUGGUGGCCCUGACGUGUGCCGAGGACGGCUCCUCCCCGGUCGAGUUCCGGAUCAUCGUCCAGGUCCUCAACGAGAACGACAACCGGCCCCACUUCCAGGGGGCCACCGUCCUCACGCACAACGUCAGCGAGCUGGCGCCGGUGCACUCGGUGGUGUUCAGCGCCCAGGCGGAGGACGCGGACGGGGACACGCUCAUGUACGUCAUCGACACGGCCUCGCCCGACGCGCGCUUCUUCCGCAUCGACCUCCCGAACAGCGGCCGCGUGGUGCUGGCGCGGGCCCUCGACUUCGAGAGCCGGCGGCACCUCGAGGUGGUCGUGACCGCCGUGGAGAUGAACACCCGGGAGCGGUUCAACGCCUCGGCGCGGGUGCGGGUCAAUGUGCUGGACGGGGAUGACCAGUACCCCCAGUUCCUGCCCUGCACCCCCCGCGCCCCCCACAGCCCCCCGGUCUGCACCAGCCCCGUCUACACCGCCAACGUCACCGAGGGCCAGCUCCAGGGCGGUCCCCUGAGCUUCAGCCCCGGCGCCGUCUAUGCCGAGGACGGGGACAGGGGGCUGCGGGCGGCCAUCACCUACUCCCUGCUGGCAGGUCAGGAGAGCAGCAGGUUCCACAUCGACAACGUGACCGGGGCCAUCACGCUGCUGCGGGCGGUGGAGAGCAGCCGCCAGACCCCCGAGAUCUGCCUCAGCGUCAUGGCCUCGCAGGUGAACGACCCCUCCAAGUACGCGGUGGCGCGGGCCCUGGUGCGGGUCCUGGCCCCGAACCGGCACCCGCCGCGCUUCCCCCGCGCCCGCUACCGCGCCUUCGUGGCCGCCGCGCCGCGCCGCGCCGCGCUGCUGCUCACCUUCGGCGGAGAGGCGCUCGCCCUGCGCGCACACGACCCCGACUUCCCCGAGGGGGUGAACCCCCAGGUGCGCUACACCCUGAGCCCCGGCGCCAACCAGAGCCAGCAGCUGUUCCAGGUGAUGCCCAACGGGCUCCUGGUGGCCCAGGCGGACCAGCUGCGGCCCGGACAGAGCUACCGCCUGCAGGUGCUGGCGCGGGACGAGGAGUCAGGGGAGACCUCCAACACGACGGUGGAGCUGGAGGUGCUGUGGCCGGGACAGGCGGCGCCGCGGGACCCCUCGGAGCCGGCGGCCGGGCGGGGGCUGCCGGCGGGGGCGGUCUCAAUCCCCCCCCGAACCUUCAAAGCUCCCCGCACCCCCAAACCGCUGCAGACCCCCAGCCCUCCCCACACCUCCCGCACCCCCAUCCGGGAGCCUGAGGUGGUUCCAGCCGGUGCAGGCCGGCAAGUCCCCCCCGAGCCCCCCCCGGCUCUACUACCGCUGCCGGCGCUGGAGGAGCUGAGCGAGGAGAGCCUGGAGGAGGCGCCGGGGGGCGACCCCCGAGGGGCCCCCCCGCUGCUGCAGCUGCUCGAGGACUCCAUCGAGUGCUGA